AUGCACUACGGGUUGUCCUUACAGCAACUUUUGGUUUUGGCCAAUGAAUUUGCCGAAUACUCAGGUUGUAAAUACCCAGAAUCACGGAAGAAAAAUAAAUGUGCUGGAAAAGGCUGGUCAAGAGGAUUUAGAAUGAGGAACCAGGAGCUUACCCCCAGAAAGACAGAAAACACAAGCGCAGCACGAAGUUUCGCAUUUAAUAGAACAACAGUGAAUAAUUUCUUUGAUAAUUAUGAGCGUGUAAUGCUGCGGUAUAAUUUUGCUCCCGAUCGGAUCAUCAAUCUUGACGAAACUGGAGUAACUACUGUUUUAUCUACACCUAAAGUUCUGGCUGAAAAGACACAGAGGCAAGUAGAACAAAUGAUGUCUGCAGAAAGGGGAGAGCUAGUUAUAUUUUGCGGAAUAGUAACUGCAACAGGUGUUGCCCUUCCUCCUGUCUAUGUCUUUCCUCGUGUUCAUUUCAAAGACCAUUUUUUAAACGGCACUCCGGUUGGAAGUCUUGGUUUAUCAAACAUAAGUGGCUGGAUGACGGCAGAAUUGCACGUUGAUGUUCUCAAACAUAUUCAACGGCACACAUCAUGUACCAAAGAUAAUCCAAUUUUGAUUAUAUGUGACAACCACGAGUCACAUAUUUCAAUUCAAGCAGUGAUUUUUUGUCGCGACUAUGGAAUCGUUUAUCUAUCACUUCCGCCACACACAUCCCACAAACUACAACCACUGAAUGUUAGCGUUUUUGGCCCCUUUAAAAGCAGAUUGAAAACAGUUUUUAACGAUUGGCAUAUUCGAAAUUUUGGUCUUGAAAAACUUUACCCAUCUAUAAUAUAG
Messenger RNA from Parnassius apollo (apollo), 825 nucleotides. The record is from the annotation of a GenBank genome assembly. Lineage: Eukaryota; Metazoa; Arthropoda; Insecta; Lepidoptera; Papilionidae.